Messenger RNA from Scophthalmus maximus (turbot), 7828 nucleotides. It is a transcript of the gene frem1a, whose product is annotated as Fras1 related extracellular matrix 1a. The record is from RefSeq and is a predicted model, not a curated record. Bases 432 to 6977 code for a protein of 2181 amino acids. Gene Ontology annotation, cellular component: membrane. Gene Ontology annotation, biological process: cell communication. NCBI's taxonomy places the organism in Eukaryota, Metazoa, Chordata, Actinopteri, Pleuronectiformes, Scophthalmidae. The transcript is spliced from 37 exons.
ACAAGAGGGGGAAGGCGUCCCAAGUCAGUUCUUCCUGCCCUCAGUCUCUGCUCUGUCCCUCCCUCCCUUUCGUUCCCUCUCUACUCAUCUCACUCUCUUUAGAGGUGGAGUUUGUCACUGAGAAGUGCGCCAGAGUAUGUCAGUGAGGUAGUUGCUGUCGAAAGCAGAGAAGAACAAGACAGGUAGGGGAGAAGAAGUGCUAGAUGUCAGCAGAUAAGCUCAUGACUGUUUAAGUUAACAGGAAAAAGCUCUUACGAGCAGUCAGCAGAAUCAUCCUACAACCAGAGGAAAAUGUAGCUUCUUCUCAAGUGGAAAGACUCACUUGGUCCACUGAAGUCUCCCACCACCAUUGUGUCUCUGAAAGUGAUCCUGCUUUCAUUUGGAGCCAGUCCUUGAAGAUCCCACAGGACAUCAUCUUGUGACUGACAGUGAUGGGUUCACAGAGUCAAAUGCAGGCCUGGACGCUGAUUCCAGUGCUUCUCCUGGGAAUGACCUGCUCAUUGCACACUUCUCUCGUGAAAGUCAACAAGGGUUUAAAGGUGAAACGGGGACAGUCGGCCUACCUUGAUGAGGGUGACCUGCAGUUCCAUAUUCCACGUCGGAAGGAUGCAUGCAAGGUGGAGGUGGUGUUAAAUGAGCCUAUAACUCAGCGAGUGGGAGAUCUCAUGCCUCAGGUUUUUGACUGCCAUUAUCUGGCUGAUGAGGUGAAGUAUGUCCAUAAUGGCUGUCCAUUGUUAAAAGAGGACACUGUCAAGAUUCGACUGUACAGGUUCACUGAGACAGAGACAUACAUGGAAGUGUUUUCUCUCCGUGUGGACAUUUUGGAACCUGAAUGCAGCAUCAUAAGGCUUGGGCCUAAAUCCUUGGAGGUACCUGAAUUUUACCGCCUCUCUGAUGCGGUUGAUGGCAAUGUGGUGUCGUUCCACUAUGAGAGAAGGUCUAGCCUGGAGUGUAGCAUCCAUCUGAGCAACCAUGAUACCCACCUGCCAGCCCAUGGCCAGUUGGUCACUGGAGAGCCAGAAAAAGCAACCAAGAGAGGGGACGAACCAGAGAGCUUCAUCCACCUUCGUCAGCAACUAGACAAUAAAGCCGCGGCAAUGUGUAAAUCUGAAGACUGCCUCAAGGGGUUGAGGCUGGUGAAGGUGACCAAAAUUCCCUGUGAUGACUUCCUGUUGAUGGGGCUGAGGUAUCAGCACAUAGAUCCUCCAUCUCCAGACAUAGACUUUAUUACAAUAAGACUGGACCUCAAGGACACCAGGAGUGGCAGCGUAUAUCAGUCUGAACAGAUCUGGAUCCCAGUGCGGAUAAUUGGUGCAAUGCCCAACCAGCCUCCUAAACCAUCCUUCAUGUCAAUGUUCAUCCUGGAAGUGGACCAGUUCAUCCUCACUCCGCUGUCCACUGCUACCCUAGAUGCUGAAGAUGAGGAAACUCCCAAACAGCUUUUGGUUUUCAACAUCACCAAAUCCCCUGUGGAUGGCUUCAUCACUCAUCUGUCCGAUCACACUCGACCAAUCUCGUCAUUCACAUGGCUGGAUCUCAAUGACAUGCUCAUUGGGUAUCAACCUCCGAACUCCUCGCAUACCCAACGCAGGAACUACGAGGUGGAAUUUGAGGUUCAUGAUUUUUUCUUUGAGAAGAGCCCAUCAAUGACUGUACAUGUGUCUGUAAGGAAUGCAGACACAAAUGCACCCAGAGUUUCCUGGAACAUGGGUCUCAGCCUAUUAGAGGGUCAGUCUCGUCCAAUAACAUGGGAGCAGGUCCAGAUUGUAGACAACGACAACCUGAACACCGUUCGUAUAAUCACUGUGGAUGGCCUGCAGCAUGGACGGCUCACAGUCAGAGGUGGAAAGGGUUUCAUGUUCACUGUCAGUGACAUCAGAGCAGGCGUGGUUUGCUAUCACCAUGACGACAGCGACUCAACCAAAGACUUCAUUAUCUUCCGGAUCACUGAUGGUCGCCAUCAGACCCGGCACAAAUUCCCGAUCAAGAUCCUGCCAAAGGAUGACAGCCCUCCUUUCUUCAUCACCAACAUGCUACUGGAAGUGUCUGAGGGCCAAACAGCUCUUCUUCGUGGCUCCACCCUACAGGCUUCAGACAUGGACUCCAGCGAUGACUACAUCCUCUUUAACAUCACUUGCCCCCCGCAGGCAGGAGAGGUCAUGAAAAUCCCAGGACCAGGGCUCACAGGUUACCCUGUGAGACACUUUCUGCAGAAGGACAUGUCUCAGUCCUUGGUUUACUACCGACACCUGGGAAAUGAGGUGUUUGAUGAUUCCUUUGAGGUGGUGCUGUCAGAUUUCCAUGACCCCCCCAACCUGUCAGAGCCUCAGGUGGUGCUGGUGCACAUAGAAACUGUUCCAGACCAACCACCUAAAGAGGUUCGUGGAUCCAGCCGGUGUCUCGUGAUCAAAGAAACAGAAGUGGUCCAUAUAAAACGACAACAGCUUCACUUUGUAGACCAAGAGUCCCCCGACAGUGAGCUAACAUACACUGUUACCACUCCACCUUUCUACACUGGUCCUCACAGCACCCCUGAUGCAGGGAGGUUGUUCCUGGUGGACAGUAUACCCAAAUUCACCAAAGACUCCAAUGCACCUGUGCUGAGGCUCUUCACACAGCAUGCAGUAAACUUCAUGAAAGUAGCCUACAUGCCUCCUAUCAUGGACAUCGGCCCUUACCCACAGUUUAUCCAGUUUGUUCUCUCUGUAACCAACCGUCUGGGCAACACAGUCCCUGGGAUCUGCUUUAACAUCACUGUGACACCAGAGGACAACCAGCCACCACAGGUCAUCACCAAUGCUCUGUCCGUGGAUGAGGGAGGGGAGUGUUGGCUCAGCACUGAACACUUGCUGCUGACAGACGUGGACUCUAUGGAGGAAGCCAUGCAGGUGGAGCUGCAGAUGGAACCGCAACAUGGAGCUCUGCAGCUCGCUGGCCUCCUGCUAAAACCAGGCCAGGCAUUCACUGUGCAAGACCUGAAAAGCUUUAAAGUUAGUUACAACCAUGACAAUUCCGAAACUGUGGAGGACAACAUUGAAUUCUCUGCAACAGAUGGCACCAAUUCAGUUAGAUUCGUCCUGCAAGUGAAGGUGAAGCCCAUUAAUGAUGAAGUGCCAGUGUUGGCUGCUGGUUUGAAACCAGUUCUCAGCUGUGCAGAGGGACAAGAGAAGGCCAUCACAGCAGAGUACAUCUUUGCUUCUGAUGCAGAUAGCGACAACAGCAGCAUUGCCUUCCUAAUUGCGCGACAACCAUAUCACGGCGUGGUACUCAGGAAUGGUGUCGUGGUCGACCGUUUCAUCCAGGCAGACAUCGCUGCAGGGAUCAUCACCUACAAACACACAGGACUGGAGAUCGGUCUGACUCCUCGCCAUGACACCAUCACGCUUGUUAUUUCUGAUGGAGAAACAGAAAACUCUGCUCUGUGCUGUGGUGGAGGAAAUCCCACCAGGACCAGAGGCAUAGCACCACUGCGGGACAGCCUCCCCGUUUACGACCUCAGGAUCACAGUGUUUCCUGUCGACAACCAAGCACCUUCGCUGACAACAGGAGAAAUCUUUAUGGUGGAUGAAGGUGGAACUGCCCCGAUAACUGUAUACAAUUUGAAGGCCUCUGAUGUGGACACGGUCCUGGAUAACCUGGUGGUCAAUCUGAUUUCUCCACCCCAGUUUGGGUACAUUGAAAAUAUCCUGCCAAGUCCUGGCUUUGAGAAAAGCAACAUGGGCAUAAGCAUAGCCUCUUUUUCAUACAAAGACAUCAUUGACAGGCAUGUGAACUACGUACAGUCCAGACACCAGAGGAUGGAGCCCAUAGCUGACCAGUUCAUGCUCUGUGUGUCAGAUGGCAAACACAACUCUGCACAUGUGCCCUUCUACAUUAUCAUUUUGCCAACAAAUGAUGAGAUCCCAGAGUUUGUGGCCCACAAUAUCACAGUACGAGAAGGAGAAAUGAAGCAGCUGGACACGUCUGUGUUGCAUGCAGUGGAUCUGGAUGUCCCCAGGAACGUCCUGCUGUUCAGCAUAAUUAAACCCCCUCAGCAUGGCAGCAUCAUUGACCACAACAGCAAAAGGCCAGGCAACAAGAGACGAGAGGCCAGUCACCGAUCAUCUGUGGUCGACUUUACAAUGUCAGAUCUGGCUAAUGGUAUGGAUCUGAUGUACAUGCACGAUGACUCGGAAAAUAUGGAGGAUAGCUUUACAGUCCAGUUAACGGAUGGUCUGCACCAACUCCACAGAGAAUUGGUGGUUAAAGUGGUGCCAGUCAAUGACAAGGAGCCUCAUACCAUAAGGAACAUUGGGCUGGAGGUGGAGCCAGGAGAGACUAGGCUCAUAUCCAGUGCUACCCUGUUUGCACAGGAUGGUGAUACUCCCUCUUCAGAGGUCAGGUACAUUUUUGAAAGUGUUCCUACCCAAGGACUACUUCAACUGAAGGAAGGUCAGGACUGGGUGACGAUCACUGCUUGGAGAAACUGCACCCAGGAAAUGGUGGACAUGAACCUUCUGCGCUAUGUGCACACAGGACUGCACGCUGCUAAAACACAGGACUUCUUUGUCUUCCACUUGCUGGACGGAAAUAAUCAAUCACCGCCACAGCAUUUUCACAUCUCUGUCAAAGAUCUCGUGAAAGGAAGUAUCGCCAUCUUUGUAAAGCCAGGGAACGUCCGUCGGGGUGAUCGCGUUGUUCUCACUACAGAUGUGCUGUUAGCCACAGAUGGCACGGAAAAGACGGAUGAGCUUCUGUAUGUCAUCACCAAACCUCCCGCUCAAGGACAUGUAGAGUACAUCAAGCGUCCUGGACUUGCCAUCUCCACCUUCAGCCAGAUGGACAUAGCAGCAAACCUUGUAGCUUAUGUACACGACAAUCGAGCCAGAACACCCAAAGAAACCUUUCAGUUUAUUGUGAGUAAUGGGAAGACCAGCCGGAAUGGAAGCUUUGAGGUUUCAGUGGAAAUGGUGGAUCGUUUCUUGCCGUCUCUGUCCUCCAACAAUGGCGUCACAGUCCCCCAGGGUUCCUCCAUUAUCCUAGGUCCUGAAUGCCUUGCCCUGUCUGAUCCAGACACUCCACCCAGCGCCCUGACCUUUACCCUCCUCCAGCCUCCACAGUAUGGCAGGCUGCUUUUGGCUGGUACCGCACUAACAACUGGAUCAAACUUCACCUACAAACACAUUCAAGAAUUGGAAGUGUCAUAUAAACAUGAUGGAGGGCCAUCACAGAUCGACAGGUUUACCUUUACUGCCUCUGACAGGACCAAUCGAGGCUUCCUCCUGGGUGGGCUGCUGCAUUUGGAACCUGUGUUCUUCACCAUUCAGAUCAAGCCUUUGGAUAAGUCGUCUCCGGAUGUUGUAAAGCUACUCCCUCUUUGGAAAGCAGUGGUUUUAGGCAAUGGACGAAGCGGGAUCUUCUUGUCAUCUCGGGAGCUGAAGGCCCAAGACGUCGACAGCUGGGAAGAAGAGCUGAUAUUCUGCAUUGUUCGCCCUCCCUACUUUGGUUACUUAGAAAACAUUACCACAGGUGGCUUUGUGCCACAGUGCUUCUCUCAGGUGGAGCUUAACAAGAGAACCAUCAUCUACAUCAUUAAUCCAGACAGGGAGUCCUUCUCUGACAGCCUGGAGUUCACAGUGUCUGAUUCUUUAGGGAACACUGGGCCCUCUCACAUCCUGGAGCUCAGCUGGUCCAGUGUGGAACUGUCUCAGCCUGAGCUCUCUCUGUGUGAGGAGCAGGGGAGUGUCUCGCUGGACAUUUACCGAAAAGGAAACUUGGCAGAGUCGUCAUACAUCACUGUCAAGGUAAAGACGUUGACUGCAAUACAUGGCAAAGAUUUUGUCAUAAACCCUUCUUCCCUCAUUCAGUUUGACCCAGGAGUAUCAAAGAGAAGCUGGCAAAUAGAGAUCAUUCGGGAUCGGCUUGAAGAAGCUGAGGAAAUGUUUGAAGUGCUGCUGGUCUCCCCUGAAGGCACAAUUAUUGGCAGCAUCAGUAGGGCCCAAGUCACCAUCAAAGAUUCUGGACAGUGCAGGGUAAACGUGGAUCGGGAGGCUUCUUUGCUUAGUGGAAAAGAGAUCAGGUCAGAAACGUACCCCCAGCAUGGAUCCAUUCAGCUAGAGAAACUUCCCCUAGGCACUGAGUCGGUCAUCUGGGCCGGUGGAGACAGUAUCUCCGAGGCUGGAAGAAAAAAAAAAAAGAAACUCAGAGCUAUGGGCAAUCCAAAGUCUAUUGCACCUUCCUCAGUAUUUCACAAUGGGACAGACAUUGUUUACUCGUAUCAUGGCAUUAUGCAAAUGCAAGUCGAAGAUGAGACCUCCCCAUCUAUUAAGGGCAGAAAAGCGAACAUUCGUGUGGUUAGCAGGGGGGCACAGCAGCAGGCAUCAGCAGCACUUAGUGAAUCAAAACGGGAUCCUCAACGAAAGAUUUCAGAACCUCAGAAAACUGGACUGACUAAAGGACAUGCUAUGGCUGAUAGCUCUGUCUCCAAGCCUUGUGUGCCAGAACUGAUGGGGCUCCUGCAUUUCAACCAAACCACUAAUCAACUCUUCCACUGCAAUGGUGUGUCCUGGAAACCCUGGGUACCAACUGAUCAGAUGGUGAGUGCUCAGAAGUGUCCUCAGGGCUGGACCUUUCAUGGUGGCCACUGUUACAUCCUCAGCACUGAGCACAAAGCCUCCUGGAGCACAGCAAAUAAAGCCUGUAGGGAGAGAUAUAAAGGAAGUCUUGCAAGUGUUCUCUCUAAACACGAUAUGGAUUGGCUGUGGGAUUUCAGUGGAAGAAAACCAUUCUGGAUAGGCCUUAAUGACAGGGAAGGCCGAGGACGCUGGGAGUGGGCAGGCGGCGAGCCUGUCAGUUACACAAACUGGAGAAAAACGCCGCCUCGGUCAAAAAUUAAGGAAAGCAAAAAGUGCAUCUUGGUGUGGAGAAGAGCCAGGUGGCAGAUAAGGGAUUGCAAAACCAGCAGGGGUCAUCACUUUGUGUGUUCAGUCAAGACUUGAAUGUGACUUUGUGUGCAUUUUCACAGCCAUGACCCGCACAAACUGUUGUUUCAGAGGAGUUGCAAGAGGAAGGACUCGUUUUCAGGAGGUCGCCGGGACGAUUAGUGGGAACUUUGCUGGGGCUAUUCCCAUGAUAUAUAAAGAACAUGAAAAAGUAACUUGUUAUACUAUGUGACAUUGUUCACACAGCAUUUAUUCUAAUUAACCACUGAAACCUUUUGUUAUAUACUGUAUGAAAAGCUCUCAAGAUUUUUAAAGGCUUUUACAUAUUUCAGAUAUAACUGUGCCUAGAUUAUCAACAGGGGCCUCAAAAGUCUCAGGUUUUCAGAUUGUCAGUUGGUUUGUGGUGUUGCCAAAUAGUUGCAAAACUAUUUGUUGAUGUUGUGAACAUUACCUAAAGUGUUGCAUUAUAUAACUUUUGUUAUUUUAUAAUUAAUAUCAUGCUUACAUUGUACAUUUUUCUAAAAUCAAGUUGUGGUUAAUCAAAUUACCACAUAGUAUUUUAGCAGGAGAGGUGUUUUUCCAUGUCUACAGGUUAUAACAUAAUGAAAGUGCCAUGUCUGGGAACACUACUGUUGAUGUACGGAGGGGGGUCAACUGGGGUUCAUCUGCAAAAAAAAAGUCUAUUCCGGUCAUGGACAGAACAUCUAUGUAUUUCCACUUGUUCAUUCACUUUAAAAAAAAUCUCUGUUUGUUCUAUGUUUCUGUGAUAAAUAGGAUGAACUUGAGCUCUUCACUUCUUAUGCAACAUAUUCAAACCUCAUUCAUUUCAUUCAUAAUCAUGUUUAUUUGGCAUGUAAAGAGAAAAAUUGACAUCAUAAUAAAGUUCAAGAUUAAAUUGUCUGUUUAAA